AUGGUCGACUCGACGCCGCAGAAGCGAAUGUUGCCGGCACGAGAGCGUCGAGAUGGUGCGGCCAAGAGGAGAGUAUCCUCACCCGGACAGAACGCGGCGUCAGCCACUCCAAACACUCGAAAACAGUCCACUCCGACUCAAGCUGCGGAACCUCGUCAGAAACGCAAAUAUACCAAACGUGCCAGUCUCGUGAGAGUUCAAACUCCUGCUUCCCGCUCAUCACCAUCUACUCCCGCUGCGGAAGAAGCCUUGCCUACUCGACUCGUUGCCAACAAGCCUCUGCCCACCCUCAAAAACAAGCAGCCGUCCGACUUGCCUCUCAAUGAUUACCAGUCUAUCGCGGAGAGUGCCGUACUCUCGGCAUCACUUCAUCGAUCGCGAAUGCAAUGGUUGUGUGAAGGUAUCUUCCAGAAGUACUGGGUCAAACCUAGCAAGAGAAAGGGCGUUGUUGAAGCUCCUCCAAACAACCCAGACGUCAAAUCAAUGCAGAAGCUAGGGAGUGCGACUAUUACUAUCGAGCCUCAUACCUUUGAUGCAAUUUUCUACACUGUUCGUGAUCCAUCGACCCCUCAACCUUAUCAUCGGCAUGCCAACCAGCACACCACGAAGAACAAGAUUCCACCCCCACCCCCCUAUGGGGUGUAUCAUUCUCCAAGCCCCUUUCAUCGUCCCGGGCCACAUGUACCAACUCCGCCUCCGACUGCGCAUCAAGCAGUGGGAGCCCAAACAAUCGCACCAGGUCCUUCGAGUCACACGAAGGCGCCUUUGCAGCCAACUCCUCGUCAAUUUAGCCCAGUUUCUCAGCCUCCUUCUUCUCAGCCUGUAUCUAUCCAAAAUGACCCCUCUACUGCUUCUAUCAAGCAAGAGGAGACCCGUCUACCGAAGACCGUUCCACUCCGUCAGUCGACCUCGGUUGCGCCGACGGUGUCUCGGACUCCCUCUGCCGUCACCUCUCCGCUUGGACCCCAGCCACCCGGGCCGAGUCAGAGAUCGAGCCAGCCGCCAGGAGGAAAAGGAAGCACUACCGACCCAGUCAUUCAAAUGCUAGCAGCACGUGCUGCAUCGGAUCCUCAAUUGAAGGAAUUGAUGAAAAUAGUGGCUACUUCGAAGGCAUCCGCGGAGCAGCUCAAAGAGUUUCAGGCUCAUAUUGACGAAUUCAACGAGGUGGUGAAAAGACAGGAGGCGGAGCGGAUCGCAAGAAGUGAAGAGCGGCCACGUAUUGGAGUACCGAACCCUCUAGGGCCUGCACCUUUAGAAGGGGACAAGGAAUUGAAAAUUGAAGCUGCGCCAACAACACCCGCGCAGAUUCCAAAGCCGCCGCCUGAGCCGCCUGCAGCACCUACAUCAGCCAGCAUUCCAGCCCAGGCUCCACCAUAUCAACCCCCUCCUUCACCGGCACCAGGGGCUCUGCCUGGAGUCAUACACCCCUUUCCACAUCCACAGCGGCCUCCCGUACCUGUCGGCCCGCCAGGCGGAUUCUUGGGCUACCCACCUCCACCCCGACCAGAGCCCGUUAUCAAGCACAUCGUACUGGAAUUGACAAGUACACCAUCGAGCAGCCAGUCCGCAUGUCAAGAUCGAUGGCUUUUCCCAGAACAUGCCGUUUUGGAAAUCCGCUAUGGGGGUCUCGAAAUGAUCUGUUCGUUUCUAGUGGAACGUAAGGGCUCCGAAAUACUGUCACGUCAAGGGGUGGGAUCCGCUGAAGAGAAUAGCGCUGUGCACAUGAAAUGGAAGGAGGAACAGGGAUAUUAUCAACCAGUGACGAUGACGGUCAAAGCAGUGCACCAUCGUACAAUCGAGACCAUCGCUCGGGCUGCCAAACCACUCCCAGUCGUGCAAGGCUACAUGAAGGAAAUUAUGGAGAAGCAGCAACGGGCUCCAGUGGAAUAUUUGGCAUACCAGCUGCCACGAGAAAGGAGCCUAGCUGUGAUAGAACCAGAGGCGACUGCAUUUGUGGAUAGUGGCGUCGAACUUGGCAGUGAGUCUUGCUCAGAGGACGACGAAUUGAAGGAGGUGUAUGUAUUAUGA
This is a messenger RNA of Capronia epimyces CBS 606.96, 2028 nucleotides long. RefSeq lists its product as uncharacterized. NCBI's taxonomy places the organism in Eukaryota, Fungi, Ascomycota, Eurotiomycetes, Chaetothyriales, Herpotrichiellaceae. The coding region runs from base 1 to 2028 and encodes 675 amino acids. Gene Ontology annotation, cellular component: Swr1 complex. Gene Ontology annotation, biological process: chromatin remodeling. The transcript has a single exon. The record is from RefSeq and is a predicted model, not a curated record. Gene Ontology annotation, molecular function: ATP-dependent H2AZ histone chaperone activity.